This is a messenger RNA of Rhopalosiphum padi (bird cherry-oat aphid), 4810 nucleotides long. RefSeq names its product sodium-dependent noradrenaline transporter-like. The record is from RefSeq and is a predicted model, not a curated record. Gene Ontology annotation, molecular function: dopamine:sodium symporter activity. NCBI's taxonomy places the organism in Eukaryota, Metazoa, Arthropoda, Insecta, Hemiptera, Aphididae. The coding region runs from base 268 to 2676 and encodes 802 amino acids. Gene Ontology annotation, biological process: sodium ion transmembrane transport; dopamine uptake involved in synaptic transmission. The transcript is spliced from 15 exons. Gene Ontology annotation, cellular component: neuron projection; neuronal cell body membrane; presynaptic membrane.
UGUAGUCGUUCAAAAACUUGCUUCAUUACUUGUAUUGUGAAUUUGUAUUUAAAACAUUUAACGGGCUAUGCGCUUCGAUGACUUUAUUAAUAAUAAGUAUUAUGGUAUGUCGACAGUGAUUCAUUAUCAUGUUUAAAAUUAUUGUUGACUGUUGAUUGAUUGACCAGUGUCUGUCAGAACUUUUACGACGCCAAUUGAUAUCUUCUGCGUUGGCUAGGAAGUUUUCUUUAUUAUUUCAUACGAAUAUAACUGUGCAUACAAGAUUGCAUGCAUAAAUCGCUGUUGUAUACAUCAAAUAUGACUAGUAUUGCAGCGAAGACAUCAGCAAUGUUCAAUAACGGCGUGACCAGCGUCGAAGUUGUGGACAGCGAUAACGAGAAUAUUGGCGUUGAAAGGAGUGGUAUUAAAAAGUUAUGGGUUCCUACAGUAAACAAAUUUCGACAAUUUUUCAAAUCGUCUCCGAAUACUAUGAUGAGUAAUAAUAAACGCCAUUGGCGCAAGCGUCAUAAUAAGGAAGACACUGAAAAUGAUCAAUACUAUGACCAGGACGACGAACAAGACGAUUAUAGUGAUAAGCAGGAGCUACACCAACAGGUUGAUGAUAGAAAUGGUAGUAAAAGUCAUGAUAUAGAAGAAGACGAUGAUGACGAUGAAGAGGACCAAGACGAAGAUAGACAAGUACGAAAGAAAAUGCUCAGAAAACAAAAUAAAAAAGAAGUAGAAGUAAAAAAAAAAAAAAAUACUGAAAUACGGUUGUUACUGGCUAAAUCAUCAGAUGACGCUAAAAAGAACCCAAAAAUGAUUUCGGAAUCUACCGCUGUAGUAUCAAUAGUGGACGAAGUAGAUUGUAAAGAAAAUCUAAACACUAACAUCAAUGAUGCCGAAAGAGAAACUUGGGAAAGGAAUGCAGAUUUUUUGCUAUCUAUUAUUGGAUUUGCAGUAGACUUGGCAAAUAUUUGGCGGUUUCCAUAUCUUUGCUACAGAAACGGCGGAGGAGCAUUUUUAAUACCGUACUUUUUAAUGUUGAUAUUUGGCGCGGUUCCCCUAUUUUACAUGGAACUCAUAUUAGGCCAAUAUAAUAGACAGGGACCAAUAAGUGUGUGGAAGAAUGUAUGCCCUCUUUUUAAAGGAGUUGGAUUUUGUGCUGUGCUAGUUGCGUUUUAUGUAUCAUUUUACUAUAACGUUAUUAUUGGCUGGUCGCUGUAUUUUUUGGCAAUGAGUACAACCAGUAGCUCGGGACAGUUGCCAUGGGUGCACUGUAACAAUACCUGGAAUACAGACUUGUGCGUUGAACAGAAAGACGAUUGGGGAUCGGUCUAUAACCAAUCAUAUCAUGUUCAUAAUUACCUACCCAGAAUGCACGCAAAUGGGACUUUACUGCCGAUGUCCGAUGGUAUUUCAGCUACAGGCAGUAAUUUCAACAACCAGAGUUCACCGGCGGCUGAAUAUUUCCACCGUGGCGUGCUCGGCAUGAGCGACGGUCUCAACGAACUGGGAUAUCCAAAAUGGCAACUGGCUUUGUGUGUGUUCAUCGUGUACGUUAUGCUGUAUUUGAGCUUGUUCAAAGGUGUCAAGUCGUCCGGAAUCGUCGUUUGGGGCACGGCCACACUACCGUAUUUAGUAUUGACAAUCUUGUUGAUUAGAGGUCUCAUGUUGCCUGGUUCGCUAACCGGCAUAACCUAUUAUUUACAGCCCGAAUUGUACCGCCUUUUAGAUACACAAGUGUGGGUGGACGCAGCCGUUCAGAUAUUUUAUUCGGUAGGAGCCGGGUUCGGGGUUCACUUGUCAUACGCAUCAUACAACAAUAUAAAAAACAAUUGUUACACCGACUGCUUGAUCACAACGGCCGUCAACUGCUUCACCAGUUUCUUUUCCGGUUUUGUUAUAUUCACUUAUUUGGGUUUCAUGUCGCACAAACAACAUAAGCCCAUAAGUUCGGUAGCUACUGAGGGUCCUGGUCUGGUGUUUCAAGUUUAUCCCGAAGCUGUAGCAACGUUGCCCGGAUCAAAUAUCUGGGCCAUGUUGUUUUUUUUCAUGUCCAUCACGUUGGGCAUUGAUUCGGCGAUGGGUGGAUUAGAAUGCGUCAUUACUGGACUGAUGGACGAAUUUAGUGGCUUCUUUAAGAACCGUAAAUGGCCACGCGAACGUUUCACGUUUGCAGUCAUAGGUAUAUCGUUUUGCGUGGCUCUGAUAAAUGUGACACCGGGUGGCAUUUAUAUGCUUCAUUUGUUGGACACGUAUGCUGCUGGUAUAUCUCUGCUGUGUUCGGCGUUAUUUGAAUGCAUAGCCGUAUCGUGGUUUUAUGGUUUGGAGAAAUUUUGCAACGACGUGGAAAGCAUGAUCGGCCACCGUCCCGGGCUAUAUUGGCGAUUAUGUUGGAAAUUCGUCAGCCCAAUGUUCAUUAUAGGUGUAGUGACUUUUGCUUUGAUUGAUCACAAACCAUUAAGCUACAAUGGUUACGUAUAUCCAGAAUGGGCUGAAUGGUUAGGCUGGACCCUAGCCUUUUCGUCAAUACUUAUGAUACCUGGUAUGGCUAUAGUGCAAAUGUGCAGAGCAAGCGGUUCGUUUAAAAAGAGAUUGGCUUAUAACAUCACGCCGUUGAAUGAGCGCGAAUCGAUGGAAAAGAAUAAAGGCGAAUGUACCAGAUUUCGUCUAAAACACUGGCUCUAUAUAUAGUAUAACUGAUCAAAUAAUGUAUUCAGGUUUUUUUUAUAUAAAUUAUAAUUAUAUCGCUUUGUGUUUCGUUAAUUAAUAACACAUUUCUGCUAUUGGCUAAUAUAACGAAAAAAUAAAAAACAAAACAAAUUAGACAAUAGUUAAGUAAGUAUAAUAAUAUACGAUAAUAAUAUGUUUAACAGAAUUAUAAAUUAUACACACAGAUAUAACUCGUUUUACAAAAUAUCUAAUAUUAUAAUUAGAUGGAACGUAUACGUACCUAAUAAACAUUGUUAAUUGGUAGACUAAUUUAAAACGAAAAAUGACUUUUGGCACUAAGUGUACGUACUUAGUAAGUAGUGUUUAAUAUUUUAUAUCAUGUACAAUUUCGCAUUUGCAACAAUAUUAUUAUGUAUCUAUUAUAUUAUUAUGUUUAUACAUUUUUCAGUAAGUUCAAUAAUGUUUUAAAUGUUGUUUUUAAUGUUUGAUAAUGGAUAUUCUAUCAUUUAUGAAACAGAAUCUUACAACAUUAUUGGGCGCUCUGUAUUUUAUAUUGUUAUGCAAAACUGCCAAGUUUGAAGUUAUAAAACGUCAUACUUAAAUGUUUAAAUUUAUCGAUAUUAUCAAAAAUAUAAAAUAUAAAAUAAUAAUCUUUAUAUUAUCUCUAUCUCUCUCUUUCUAUAUAUAUAUAUAUAAGUACUCAAUUCAGGUAAAUUAUUUUUUGUACACUCAACAGAUAUAUUACUAAUCAAUAUUAUAACCAUUAUUAUACAUGUAUAUUAUGAUAUUGUAAUAUUGUAAUAUUAGUAGUGUAUAGUUAAAAAGAUACGAUAUUGUCAUUAGCAAUAUAUGUUACACAUAAAUACGCUGAACACGCGAACCUUCAAACACAUAUAUACAUAAUACAUAUGCUUAUAUACAUAAGGAAAUGUAUAAAUCAAUAAUUGUGUCAAAUUAACAGUACAAUUAUUAUUUGUUGCUCUGUUACUAUACCUAUCUUUAAUUAAAAAUAUUUAGAUAAAGUGUAUAGAAUUAGGUAUUUUAUUAACCACUUUUAUGUUUGUUAUACCUAUUAAAUAUGUAGGUACCUACGUUUAAAAUAUUCCAUAUUUCCUUAUCUCCAUUAUUAUCUAUUGAUUGACUUAAGUGAUCGAGUAAGACAUGUACAAUUGUCUCAGUAACAUAAUAUUUUUAAUAAAAUAAUAUUAAUAACCAUUAGUAUUCCUAUUUUAUGAUACAAUAAGAGUUAUACUAUAACAUGCCACUAUAUCUUACAGUAGUUUGUUUACUCUAUAAUUUGUAGGUAUUUUAUUUUAUUGAUUUUUUAUUAUUUAUUUAUACAUAUUUUUUUUUAAUAUUUAGCAGUUCAUGUGUAGUCUAUAAAUCGUUAAUGUCAAAAAACCUUAUUUUUUAUGAUUAAACUUUUUUUUUUUUUACUCUUGUCAUAAUUAUUAGUUAAUAAGUAUUAUUAAAGAAAUCAAGUUAAAUAAGAAUAAUCGGAAUAAUUACAUCUCUAUAGUAUAUAACCAAUAGAAUAUCUUAUACAAUAUUUGUUGUUUACCGCAUAAAAGUUGUGUUAUAAAUAUUUAUGUAAAAAUAAUAACUUAUUAUUAUAAAUCAACCGUUAUGUAUAAUUUAUGAGUUACACUACUUAGCAGUUACCUAUUUAUGUAUUUACUGUUUGAUAUAAUAAUUUAUAAGAACUUAUAAUUAAAUGUUAACAUAAUACAAUUUAACAUUAUUACACAUUAUAUAAUAUAUAGUUAUAACUUAUAAGUUUGAAUAAUAUAAAUUAAUAACAAAUUAGAUAUUAGAUACAAAGAUACUUUGUCAAAGGAAAUUCCUCAUGUUACUUAUUAAAACCAAUUGAGAAAUACUGUUAACAAUUUAAUACGCAGUAUACUAAACUCAAAUUAUCAAAUUAAAUAUUAUGUUCUUUUAAGGAUCCUCACAAUUGUUACUAAAUGGAAAAACAAUUAAUCUUACGCAAUUAAUUUAUCUGUAGAUUUUAGUAUUCUUCUAGAGGCCAUUAUUAUUAUAUACUAUAUUAUAAUUUAUAAGUAUCAAUAUUUAUUCGUAUCUUUAUAUCCUUAAAAUAUUAAGUUGCGUUAUUAUUAAAAUAUAAAAUAAAAUAAACAUUAUUAAACAUCGGAAA